GAGGGAUCCCGGAAGUCAACGAUUAGGUAGUGCCGAUAACCAAGGGAAAAAAAGAACGUGGAGAUACACACUGUUCCUUCCUUCAAAACACUUACUUGGUCUUGUGCAGUGCCGCUAAAGCGGUAGGUCUCACCCGACUCAAGGCUUAUUAGACAGAUAGUAGCAGCAUCCUUAGGACCUAAGAUAUUUAAAAUACCUAAUCUAAGAAACUCCUUCUAGUUUCACUGUCUUCAUUUCCUUCUUUCCUAAAGCAAAGCUCUGCCAUGUCUUUACAUCUUCACUUUUGCUUUUCACGAUGACACAGCAAUACUAUAUGUUACACGAGAAACAAUAUGCCCCACCCCCACAUGGGCAAGUAAAGAGACUAUCGCGAUGGGGGAACUGGAAAUCGAUAACCUUCACUACACUUGGGUUUCUCUCGUUAGCAUUAUUUCUCUGCCAACUAAAUGGGAUACGCAUAAUAAAUCAUCUUUUCACAAACUCCAAACCAGAAAAAGCAACUUUCACUGAUUGGAAGUGGAGUGAAAUUGAGCCCAGUAGGAUUUUGCAAUGGCACCGCUGCUACAAUGACAGCUAUGAUUGCGCAAGGCUGGAUGUACCUAUGGACUGGCUCAACCCGUCCGAUGAUCCCCACGACCGCGUUAUCUUAGCUGUUAUGCGUCUAAGAGCCACUGAACUUGACGAUUAUAAAGGACCUAUCUUCUUCAACCCCGGCGGGCCUGGAGGUUCUGGUGUAUAUGCGCUUGAUAACCGUGGUGCUCUUUUGCAGACCAUUGCGGGUAAAAACCAUGAUAUCAUCUCUUUUGAUCCAAGAGGUAUCGGCGCAUCUAUCCCACGAGUAGAUUGUUGGCAUUCCGAGGAGAAGAGCCGGCUUUGGGAACUUCAAGACGUUGGCGUGGUCGAUUCACACCCGGGCGUUAUUUACGAUGCUUUCGCGCGGGCAACCGCUUUAUCUCAGGUUUGCGAGCGAAACAUGAACAGCUCCGGCCUAUUGUCGCAUAUAAGCACCGCCUCGCAUGCGAGGGAUCUGCUUGAAAUCCUACACCAAACAGGCCAGGAAAAGCUGAAGUAUUGGGGCUUCAGCUACGGGACAAUUUUGGGCGGUGUAUUCGCUGCGAUGUAUCCUGAUAAAGUUGAGAGACUUGUGAGCGAUGGUAACGUGGACUACCGAGAAUGGCAUCUACAUUCAUACAUCAAUUUUCUCCACGAUACCGACAAGGUUAUGGAAGCAUUUUACAACUUUUGCUAUAAAGCUGGUCCUUCAAACUGUGAUUUCUACGCUUCAUCACCAGCAGCUAUAGAACAACGUCUAGCAAACCUACUGAAGCAUAUUCGAGAGCGCCCGGUCAUCGUACCAGCCACUGAGUCGGGGCCGGAUAUGCCACAAUUGAUCACAUGGUCGCAUCUCAAGCGACUUAUCUCUGCUGCUCUAUAUAGACCUAUCUUCAUGUUCAAAAACUUUGCCAAGGUCUUAAACGCUCUUGAGAAUGGAGAUGGUAUACCCUUUUACGAAUUCGUCAAAUCAGAAGAUUCUACUCCAUCAAUUUGCUCGAUCGAAGCAAUUCCGCCGAACGUCCCAAGGUUUGAAGAAGGGAAUGCCGAUGCUUUCCCCGCGAUUCUGUGUGCCGAUUCGCCCCAGAUCGAAGACACAGUCGAAGAUUUUGCCGACUUUGUCGAGAAGCUUAUGAGUAUCAGCUCCGCAGCUGGAGACGUCAACGCCCUUUUCAGGAUAGCCUGUGUCGGCCGGACUAUCAGGUCAAAGUGGAGAUACACGGGUCCAUUUGAAGCCAACACGAGCCAUCCCAUCCUUUAUGUGGCCAAUAUAGCUGACAAUGUGACACCCCUCAUCAGCGCAAGGAAUAAUUCGCAAGGGUUCCCAGGCUCAGUCGUCUUGGUACAGAACUCUUACGGCCACACCAGUCUCUCUGCAUCUUCAACCUGUACUGCUGGAUAUAUCCGCGCUUACUUCCAAAAUGGUACUCUCCCAGAGCCUAGCACGGUGUGUGAGCCGGACUACCACCCAUUUGACGACGUGUAUAUAUCAGCUGGGGAUGAGUUGUCAAAGGCAACUUACCAAUUGACAGGGUCGAGGUGGGGUUUCCCGCAAAGGCUUGCGCUAUAAUUAUGAUGUAUACAUGAUAUUAUGAUGUUAUCUCAAGAGGCGAUUGAUUAUAUCUUUCUUUCGGCUACUUACUAUAUGUCUUACUUCCAGGUAUGCUAGGUAGACAAGUGGUAAAAAUCCAUCAAAAUAACCCCCCAAACCGCCAAUAUUACCGGCUCCUGCCGAUCUACACCUCCGCUAUCCAUCCCCCAUACAUCAUUCCACGA
This is a messenger RNA of Hypoxylon trugodes, 2328 nucleotides long. RefSeq names its product alpha/beta-hydrolase. The record is from RefSeq and is a predicted model, not a curated record. The transcript is spliced from 5 exons. The coding region runs from base 296 to 2122 and encodes 608 amino acids. NCBI's taxonomy places the organism in Eukaryota, Fungi, Ascomycota, Sordariomycetes, Xylariales, Hypoxylaceae.